Blumeria graminis f. sp. triticale is the source of this 1980-nucleotide messenger RNA. The record is from the annotation of a GenBank genome assembly. Lineage: Eukaryota; Fungi; Ascomycota; Leotiomycetes; Helotiales; Erysiphaceae.
AUGGCAGAAAAAAAUCUAGCUGCAAUGCAGCACUGUUCUCGCCAUAGACCACCUUCACUACUUCCAAUCGGCCGUUACCGAGAAACUCUCCUUUAUCUUAUCGAGACCUACGUGGUUACCAUAGUUGUUGGCCAAACCGGCUCGGGAAAGACGACACAAAUACCACAAUUUCUCGAACAAUCCGGAUGGUGCUCAGAAGGGAAAAUCAUUGCUGUGACUCAGCCUCGAAGAGUUGCAGCCACAACUAUUGCUACCAGGGUGGCGGAGGAGUUUGGCUGUGAGCUCGGAAAAGAAGUUGGUUAUUCCAUUCGUUUUGAAGAUGUUACGUCAUCUGUUACAAAAAUAAAAUUCUUAACAGAUGGACUUCUUCUAAGGGAAGUUCUUGUUGACCCUCUUCUAUCUCGAUACUCAGUGAUCAUGAUUGACGAAGCUCAUGAGAGGAGUCUCAGUACAGAUAUACUUCUAGGUAUUCUCAAAAAAAUAUUGCAUCGACGCUCCAAUGACCUAAGGAUUAUUAUAAGUAGUGCUACGAUGCAGGCUGAAGAAUUUCUAAGAUUUUUUGAAGCAGAACAUAUAAUCAAUUUAGAAGGCCGAGCAUACCCAGUUGAUAUUCUUUAUUUGGAAAUUCCUACUGAAGACUUCUUGAAGAAAGCUAUUUGGACUGUGAUCGAAAUUCAUACUAAAGAACCUAAUGGCGAUAUUUUAGUAUUCUUAACUGGUCGGGAGGAGAUAGAUAAUGCUAUUGAGGCACUAUCGAAGGAAGCUGAAAGCCUACACUCAAGAGCACAGCAAAUCAUCGCCCUCCCCCUGUACUCAGGAUUAUCUAGUGAACAACAACUGGCUAUUUUUGACGAGGCCCCAGAGAACACGAGAAAAGUCAUCUUCUCCACUAAUAUUGCUGAAGCAUCAAUAACAAUCGAUGGUAUCGUGUACGUUGUUGAUACUGGGUUUGUUAAACUUCGUGCCUACAAUCCUUUAACUGGAAUCGAUACGCUGACUGCUACUCCAAUCUCUAAGGCUUCUGCAUUACAAAGAGCUGGUCGUGCUGGUAGGACUUGCCCUGGAAAAUGCUUUAGGCUUUACACUGAGUCCGAAUAUCAAGCACUGCCUGAAGUUACUGUGCCGGAAAUUCAGCGAUCAAAUCUGGCUUCUAUGAUACUCCAGUUAAAAGCUCUAGGAAUCGACAAUGUUGCUCGCUUCAGCUUUAUAACUCCCCCCCCAUCAGAACUGAUUAUACGUGGCCUUGAACUUCUUUACUCACUUGGUGCCUUGGAUGAAUAUGCGAAACUCACUCGGCCUGUUGGAGUCCGCAUGGCCGAGAUAGCUCUUGAGCCUAUGAUGGCAAGGACAAUUUUAUCCGCACCGUCUUUUAAAUGCCUCAGCGAGAUUCUAACUAUUGCAGCAAUUACUGGUGUAGACGGUAGUAUAUGGUCUUACCAUGAAGGUGAAAAAAAAAAUGCAGAAAUCUCGCGACGGAAGUUUGCCGUUGAAGAAGGAGAUCAUAUUAUGUUGCUGAAUAUAUAUCAGGCAUUUAUUACCAGGGGAAAAAAAGGAGCGAAAUUUUGCCGUGAAAACUUUCUUAACUUUGAAACUCUUUUAGGAGCUGUUAGUGUCCGGGCUCAGCUCAAACGAUACGUCGAGCGAUUCGGAUUGAUGAUUGAUGAAGAUCAUUCCUCCCGGUCGAUUCAUAUGAUAUCUACUGAUAAAGAACCGGGAAUCUGCGAACGUAUCCAACGUUGUUUGACUACAGGUUUUUUCGCACACGCAGCUAAGAUGUUACCCGACGGUACUUUUAGGACUGUGUCUGGUGACAUGAAACUAUAUGCUCAUCCUAACUCGCUUAUGUUCAAUCGAAAGGCAGAGUGGGUAAUUUUUCAUGAAGCCGUGGAGACAAGUAACAAGACUUACAUCAGAGAUAUCACGAAGAUUGAAAAACCCUGGUUAAUAGAAUAUGCUCCGGAUUUCUACAAGAUAAAUUGA